Molecule: messenger RNA, 1602 nt
Organism: Rotaria sordida
Lineage: Eukaryota; Metazoa; Rotifera; Eurotatoria; Philodinida; Philodinidae
Source: the annotation of a GenBank genome assembly
AUGCUUGAUCAAAAUUCUGAUUCUACAGAGUCAAGUGACUUUUUCAAUGAACAUCCAUUUAAUGACGCGUCUGUUAUUCUACAACCAGCCAAUUCAUUAAACGUACAGUUAUCCACCGGUUCAAAAGCAUGGCACGGUCCUAUUCAAUAUCGUCUACUAUGUUGUUUGAGUGAAUGCAUGGAUUUCAUAGCUACAUAUGGUUGUAUUGAAAAUUCAUAUGCUGUUGAAAUGCGAUGCACGUUGGAUAAAAUAUCAGCUAAUAUGACACAGGAACAAUUACCAUCAUGUGCAGGUUUAACAUCCGAAAUUGGCAACAUUAAUGGUAACAAUCACAAUAUGACAAAUACUCAAAAUUUUCAUAGUAUGAAUAACUUUGAUGUUCAAAUUUCUUCAGAGUCAACUUCUGAAAAUGAUACUAUAAUACCGGCUAGUGUAGCAAUUGAAAAUCAUCUUCAACUUGCUUCACAAUCCAUUAGGAAAUUGAAAAAUAAACUCAAUAGUAUUCCAAUUAAGAUGGAAAUAAACUAUCCAACAUCGACUGAUUUUGAUCGAUUGUCUGAAAACGAUUUAAUCAAAAUAAUAGAAAAUGAAUUUAAUUCAAUCUUGGAAAUUGCUCGAAUUGCUAUGAAUCCUGUUCAUGCAACAAUAGUGAAUACUCCAAGUGUUAACAACAUAUUACCACAAUAUGCUGCUCCAAAAGUUUUAAUAGAACCAAAUCGUUAUCAACAUGUUCGUAUGUUCAGUGAUCUAGAAGCAGGUGUUUGUCCUCUAAUACAAGCAGGUGGUGAAGGUGCUGCACAACGAACUUAUGUUGAAAUUCAGGUACCAAAGGAUGGUAAACCUGAACUUUAUGUUCGUGUUAGAGCUGUUACAGUGAGCAAUGAUAAGCAUCGCUUAAAAACGGUCGUUCAAAAAAAUCCACCUAUUGAUACACCAUCGAUUGGCUGUGCUGGUGAACGAGGCUGUUUAAAAUUUGAUAAGGAUGAUUUCGAUCAAAAAUUUGAAUAUACAUAUCUUCCAAUUAGUCUCGAUGAACACAAAGAUGGCAAAAAACAAAUAUUAGUUCAUCUGAUUACUUGGAAACGGCAAGGAUCUCAAGAACAGAAAUUGUUCAAAAAUCAGAAUCUUAGUUUAUGUAAACUUGAAUUUGGUUUAUGUGUUCGACAUGGUCCCGGUGAUUAUAAGCUUGUCUCGACAGUUUCUUAUUCAUCAAUUAUUGAAGAUGGUCAUGGUCCUGUUAGUAUUAAUUCAGAUGUCGUUCAACCACAAAACCUAUGUGCAAUGGGUGGUCAGAUAAUUGAAUUGCCAUUAAGUGUUGAUUGUCCUAAGAGAGAUUUUUCUAUUUCAUGUAACGGUGAGAAACUAGAUGGAAAAAAAUUCAAAAUAGAAAAAAAACAUUUAUUUAUUAUCCCACCACGAAAAGCACAAACUGAUCAGCGUCUUCGUCUGAUCAUCUUACGAAAGGAAUAUGACGAAGAAAAAGAAGUAACAAUGGAAAAAAAACUCUAUGAUCAUAUUUUUGAAUAUGUAUCUCAUGAUGAACAAGGACCGCACGUCUGCUGUCGACAAAACUUUGUUGGACAUAAAAUUCCAACUUCAUGA